CCUCUUCUCUUCUGACUAACUUAACAAUAGCAAGACGAAAGAAAAACUUCCAGACAAACCCUAGUGAAAAACGCAGAAACAAAAAUCAGAGAAAAUGGCUUCCACCAAUCAAACUCCCACAAAGAAAAACCCCAAGAAAGCCAAUCUUUUAGAUCAUCACUCUAUCAAGAACCUUCUCGAUGAGUCAGUCACCGAGAUUGUGACAAGCAAAGGAUAUCCAGAAGAUGUGAGAUUGAGUAAUGUAAGGUUGUUGAUUGGGACAAUUAUCAUAGCAAUUGCUCUUGUUGCUCAAUUCUACAAAAAGGAGUUUCCUGCUAAUCGUGAUUUUCUCAUUGGCUGCAUUGUGUUGUAUAUUCUGUUCAACGUGAUAUUGCAGCUGAUUAUCCACACAAAGGAAAAGAAUGCAAUUUUGUUCACCUAUCCUCCGGAAGGGUCUUUUAACAGCACUGGCUUAAUCGUCUCUUCGAAGCUGCCUAGAUUCUCUGAUAAGUACACACUUACAGUAGAGACUGCUGAUCCCAAGUCGAUUUCUGCAAAGCCAAAAGUGGAAUUUACCAAGAGUGUCACACAAUGGUUUACCAUGGAUGGAGUUCUUGUGGAGGGGCUAUUCUGGAAAGAUGUUGAAGCCUUAGUUAAUAACUAUGCUAAGGAACACAAAAAGAGCAAAUAAAUGCAAUGUCAAGACUCAAGACAUAUUUUGUUAGGGAUCUUGGUGGCCUAGAUAGCCAAUGAGAUUGAAAAUGUCGGUUAAUGACUUCUGGUUAAUAUCACUCAAAUCAUUAUAGAAGCAAAUUGAUCCGUUUUCAUUGUUGAAUUAUAGUGAUCCAUUUCCAUUGUUAAAAAAGUGAUCAUUUUUCUUUGAUAAAAUGAAUGUGGUCAUGAACAUA
Molecule: messenger RNA, 887 nt
Organism: Nicotiana tabacum (common tobacco)
Lineage: Eukaryota; Viridiplantae; Streptophyta; Magnoliopsida; Solanales; Solanaceae
Product: signal peptidase complex subunit 2
Biological process (GO): protein targeting to ER
Cellular component (GO): membrane; signal peptidase complex
Source: RefSeq, a predicted model, not a curated record